Messenger RNA from Schizophyllum commune H4-8, 696 nucleotides. RefSeq lists its product as uncharacterized. Lineage: Eukaryota; Fungi; Basidiomycota; Agaricomycetes; Agaricales; Schizophyllaceae. Bases 1 to 696 code for a protein of 231 amino acids. The record is from RefSeq and is a predicted model, not a curated record. The transcript is spliced from 4 exons.
AUGACACCAUCCCUCCGACGCCAGUCUGGGCGUAGUUCCGUCCGCGCUCGUAUUGACGCAGCUCCGUACUCCCCACCGAGCAAGACGAAACCUGUCGAUAUCAGUCGUGGUGUCCCAAAGAAGUCCAGGGCUCGUGGCAUCACGCACAACGCGAUCGCUAAAAUCUCUGACGACUCUGAAUACGUUCUUGUGGAGAACGCUAGCCCCAGCUCUACGAACACAGUCCUAGCGGCCUUCGAGGACAUACAAGCUGAUUUGCAGGUCGCCAAGAGCCAGCUCGAUGAACUAUCGAAGAGAGAGAGAACCGCAAUAACGUGCCCAGUUUGCAUGGAGCCCAAUUUUCUGCCUCGCAUGCUGAACUGUGGGCACGUAUUCUGCCAGGCGUGCUUGUCUUCCCACUACCACGCUCAGCGUAGUGCAAACUGUCCUCUGUGUCGGGCGGCCAUCCCUCUGUAUCAAGAUUUCCCCUUGUGCUACCAGCUUCGCGCGCAGGCUGUGGCGUGGGCGAAUGCGAACGCAGUGACUGUACCUCCUCUGCAGAAAUUCUUCUGUUUCCCCCCGCCGCGACCGCCAUCGCCGCCUCGCCCUCCACGUCCAGCUGGUGAGGCUGCGUAUGGCCCUAUGCAUAUAUAUACGCAUCGCAUCAAGUACACGUACAGUCGCUCCUGUCGUCGCCGCUUUCAAAAACGCGGAUAA